AUGUCGGAGGGCGUCGCUCAGCUCAGGCAUGAGGGCUCGCAGCGCCAGGUUGUCGUCGCGGGCGCAAUCGCAGGCCUCGUCUCGCGCUUCGUCAUCGCCCCCCUCGACGUCAUAAAGAUCCGCCUACAACUGCAAAUCCACUCCCUCUCCGACCCCACCAACCCCCAUGGCCGCCUCACCCACAGCACGCUGGGCACCCUGCGCCAGAUCCUGCACGAGGAGGGCCUCCCCGGGCUAUGGAAAGGCAACAUCCCCGCCGAGCUGAUGUACCUCGCAUACGGCAGCGUGCAAUUCUCCGCCUACACAUCCAUGUCCCACAUAUUAGAGAGCCUGCCACCGCCCUACACACUCCCCAACUCCGGCGUCUCCUUCCUCAGCGGCGCCGCAGCAGGCGCAGCAGCCACCACGGCCACCUACCCGCUCGACCUGCUGCGCACGCGCUUCGCCGCCCAGGGCAGGGCGCGCGUCUACCCGUCGAUCCGCGCGUGCGUGGCGCACAUCGCGCAGCACGAAGGGGCGGGGGGCUUCUUCCGCGGGCUCGGCGCGGGCGUGAGCCAGAUUGUGCCGUACAUGGGGCUAUUCUUCGCGAGCUACGAGGCGCUGAAGCCGGUUGUUGCUGAGUCUCCCGUGCCGCUGCCGUUCGGCACGUCGGAUGCUGCUGCGGGGGUUGUCGCGAGCGUGUUGUCCAAGACGGCUGUUUACCCGCUCGAUACGACGAGGAAGCGCUUGCAGGUUCAGGGCCCCAUGCGGGAUCGGUAUGUGGAUGGGAGGAUUCCGGCGUAUAAGGGCGUUGUUAGUACGGUGACGAGUAUUUGGAGACAUGAGGGGAGGAGGGGGUUGUAUAGGGGGUUGACGGUUAGUUUGCUUAAGGCUGCGCCGGCGAGUGCGGUUACCAUGUGGACUUAUGAGCGGGCUAUGGCGAGUAUGCUGGCGUGGGAGGAGGAGCGGGUGGAUGCGUGA
Messenger RNA from Dothidotthia symphoricarpi CBS 119687, 960 nucleotides. Its product is annotated as mitochondrial thiamine pyrophosphate carrier 1. Gene Ontology annotation, biological process: thiamine pyrophosphate transmembrane transport. Gene Ontology annotation, molecular function: thiamine transmembrane transporter activity. Lineage: Eukaryota; Fungi; Ascomycota; Dothideomycetes; Pleosporales; Dothidotthiaceae. The coding region runs from base 1 to 960 and encodes 319 amino acids. The transcript is spliced from 3 exons. The record is from RefSeq and is a predicted model, not a curated record. Gene Ontology annotation, cellular component: mitochondrial inner membrane.